ACUUUGUUCAGCAGCUCCGCACAAAGUUGCAGAGCAUCCCCGAGUCUCCGCCGACCCUCCCGCCUGCGUCCUUCUUUACUUGGCAGCUCUCUCCUCCUGCAGCAUCGUCACCUUCAGCCCUGCGAUUCUCCUGCACUUUGGAGCCUCUGCACCGACAAAGAUGCUGGCUUGUACGGAGAUAAUCACCAUGUGUCUCCAGUCAGCCAAACAGAAGCAUCUUCUGGCUCAGCAACUGCAGCCUCAGCACCAGCAGCAGCAGCAGCAGCAGCAGCCGUCUCACAGCGCCGGACACGGGCUUGCUAUUCUUCAUGAUAUUUUCCGCAGAGCUGACAAAAACGAUGAUGGUAAGCUGUCUUUUGAAGAGUUCAAUGCUUACUUUGCUGAUGGGAUCCUGACGACUGAGGAGCUACAGGAGCUUUUCUACUCCAUAGACGGCCGACAGAAUAACAAUCUGGACACAGACAAGCUAUCAGAUUAUUUUUCCCAGCACCUCGGAGAAUAUUUAAAUGUCCUGUCAUCUCUGGAGAGCCUGAAUAUUGCCAUUUUGAAGGCAAUGGAUAAAACUAAGGAGGAGUAUCAGGGCGCCAGCGUGUUGGGUCAGUUUGUCACCAGGUUUAUGCUCAGAGAGACGUCCAGCCAGCUGCUGUCUCUGCAGAGGUCCCUUCAGUGCGCCAUGGAGGCUGUGGAGGAGCAAAGCAGCCCUACUCCGAGGGAGGCUAAGGCGCCGGAGCUGACAGCAGUACAGAGAGACGGGAGGCAAUGUGGCCGCAGGGUCAACAACAACCUCUGCAUGCCCUCAAUGGAGCUGAGCUCCAACACCCUCAGCACAAGCAUCAACACUGAGAAGGGAGAGAACUGGUCCUCCCAGAUUAACCGGCUGCAGCUACUUUUGGACAAACUGGAGUUUCAGGGUCCCAAGCUGGAGCCGCUGAAGGAGGAUACUCUGUCCAGCACAUGCAAGUCAGCGAACCAGAACAUUCUGCUGGUUCAGAGGCAGAUGUCAGUGAUUGAUGACGAUCUCGAUAAUUUCCAAAAAGUUUUGAAGAGCUACACUGAUGCCACUUCAGCUCAGGCUGACAACCUGCACGUGUCUGUUCAGAAGCUUCCAGGAAAGUUGUGUUACAUAAUGUAUGAGUUCUGGCGAGACCGCAUCUCCUGGAUGAGCUACCUUCAAUCCAACUGCAGCAAAGACUUCCAACGCUGCAUCAUUGACAUGUUGGAGGAUGCUGAAAUAAUCAAUACCAUGCCGCUCCCAGCUUCCUGGUGGAUUAUGACUAACAACUAGAACCCAGAAAGUCAUAUCCGCUGCCUACACCAUUUUACGGACAAAGACACAGUGGCGGGUCGAUCUUCCAACAUGCCCACAACACACAUCAACACCCGGGGAAGAAUUCAAGAGAGCUCGAUGAGUUCAAAAGCAGCAGGGGAAAAUGGCAUCAUCCAACAUUCUCCGGCAGCGUCUAUUAAUGUUCCAGGCUUUGACGGCUCAUUAUUUUCUUCGCUAAUAUCAAAGUGGGGAGCUGCAUUCUGUUUUUUAGCUUUUCCAAAACCUGGAAAACUACUGAAGUCUCUGCAAUGAACAAUCUUUUCCAACCUUCGUCUCUUACCUGUGGCAUGACCGAUUCUCUCCUGCAGUGCGUGCCUGAAACUAUGCCAUCAGAAAAAAAGUUCUGGAAGCUAUUAGAGCAAAACCCAUAUGGAGAAAUUUAAACUUCCCACUAGUUAUCUUUGUUUCUGACGAGUUGUUUAUUGUCAAAUGCAAGCGUUUGUGGGGAGAGAGGAGGAAGGGAUGCAGCGAAUGGAGAGCGUGCAUGCUAAUGCAGCCACAUGGCAACUGUAUGAUACUGUAGCUCAGUUCUCUUUGACUUUGCUGUUCUGCUAAACAAACAAAAAAACGCCUUGAGAUGGAUCUUAUUCUAGUUGUUACUUCCUUUAAUCGUUAAAAUAAGAUAUAUUUUUCAUCUGUUAUGUACAAAAUGUAUUUAAAAAUGUGCACGUGUAGAAAACGUAACUAUUUCAUCACUAAUAAAUAAAGAGGUACGUAACAUUUGUCAUGUA
This is a messenger RNA of Oryzias latipes (Japanese medaka), 2058 nucleotides long. RefSeq names its product N-terminal EF-hand calcium binding protein 3 (gene necab3). The record is from RefSeq and is a predicted model, not a curated record. Gene Ontology annotation, cellular component: endoplasmic reticulum; cytoplasm; Golgi cis cisterna. Lineage: Eukaryota; Metazoa; Chordata; Actinopteri; Beloniformes; Adrianichthyidae. Gene Ontology annotation, biological process: regulation of amyloid precursor protein biosynthetic process. Gene Ontology annotation, molecular function: calcium ion binding.